Molecule: messenger RNA, 1353 nt
Organism: Knipowitschia caucasica
Lineage: Eukaryota; Metazoa; Chordata; Actinopteri; Gobiiformes; Gobiidae
Source: the annotation of a GenBank genome assembly
AUGCCGAGAACCAACAGGCAAAGGGAAUAUAAACCUGGAGACCUGGUGUUCGCUAAGAUGAAGGGUUAUCCACAUUGGCCUGCGCGGAUUGAUGAGUUGCCUGAAGGAGCUGUGAAAUCUCCCUCAAACAAGUACCAGGUUUUCUUCUUUGGGACCCAUGAAACGGCAUUCCUUGGCGCCAAAGAUCUGUCUCCAUAUGACGAAUUUAAGGAUAAAUUCGGAAAAGCCAACAAGAGAAGAGGUUUUGCUGAGGGCCUUUGGGAGAUUGAGAACAAUCCUACCGUUACCCAUGAGGAGUACGAGGCAUCAAAGAACAAUGAUGAAAAUGAUGCUUCUGAAGUGACCGGUGAAGAGGAGAAAGGCGGCAGCAGUGAUGAAGACGAAGGGGCUUUGGUCAUCGACGAAAAGAAUGAAAAAGGAAACAAACGUAAAGGAUCAGAAACUACGGAGUUGUCAUCUAAACGGCAAAAAGACACACAAAAAGUGGAGGAUUCGAAAGUAGAUGGGGACAAGUCCAACGAGGAGCUCAAAGUCAAUAAUGUGGAUGGACCUAAGGAAACGACACCAAGUGAAACUGAAGAGGAAAACGUGGCCACUGCAGAAAAGCCUGCGUCAGACAUUUUCAUCCUGGCCUGUAGGGGUCGCUGUGCUUGUGUCCAUGGCUCUCUCCAUGUGACAUUGCCAUCACGAGAGGACAGCACAAUGAGACUGACGGCGUGGUUGGCGAUGGCUCAGAGGGUCAUCGUUCCUAAAGACUAUCGUUAUGGCACAAACAGACCAUGGACACAAGCGGCAAAGCGGCUGAACCCGGCAGGAAAGAAGCGAAGGAAGGUGUUUGUGGAACCCAUUGCCCCAGAAGACUGGAGUGUGUUCAGGGGAGACAGAGUUGAAAUUCUCGCAGGCAAAGACAAAGGAAAACAAGGAAAAAUCAUCCAGGUUUUCAGACACAGGAACUGGGUGAUGCUGGAAGGACUUAAUACACAUCACAGAUAUGUUGGAAAAACCCCAGACUAUCGUGGGACAUACAUCGCUGCAGAAGCUCCUCUCCUGCUCAGAGACGUCGCCCUCGUCGAUCCCUCUGAUAAGAAGCCCACUGAUGUGGAGUGGAGGUUCACGGAGGAGGGAGAGAAGGUCCGGGUUUCUCUCAGAACUGGUCGAAUUAUCCCUAAACCUGUGGUGGAGAGAAAAGAUGGAAUUAUCCCACAACAAUGGAAAGAUGGUCCCAAAGACACCAGUCCUGACGCGGCGCUAGAAAAAACCUAUGUUCCUUCACUGAAGACUCUGGAGGAGGAGGUGAUGGAAAAGAUGGGCAUCGAGGAGAGCAGGCGGCAGAGACGGUCUUAUUGGUAUUAA